AUGGCUACUGUAUCCCGUCUAGGGUUGAAAUAUGUUCUUCACCCUCAACCAUACAACGUUUCUUGGGUUGACACCUCUUCUAUAGCUGUCAAGGGGCGUUGUUUAGUCCCUAUCCAAUUUCUCGAGAAUAAGGACCAUAUAUGGUGUGACGUCAUUUUAAUGGAUGUCGGGCAGAUCAUCUUGGGACGACCUUGGUUAUUUGACCUAGAUGUAACCAUUUAUGGUCGAUCUAAUUCCUGCUCCUGCGUGUUUAACGGAAAGAAGAUUCACCUUAACCCUCUGCUCCCAAAGCCUGUUGGCCCACUGGAAACGAAGAAGAGUGUAGAACGAAAGGGAUUGCAUAUCAUUAGUCCUACGAAGUUUGAGCGUACACUUGUUGGUGACUCAAUUGUGUUCGCAUUGGUGGUCAUGGAGGUUUCAUCCCACUCCACAAUAGAGAGCCCUGUUGAAGUCCAGUCGAUCCUCCAAGAGUUUCGAGAUGUCUUUCUGGAGGACCUACCCGAUCAUCAACCUCCUCUACGGGAUAUUCAACAUGCCAUAGAUUUCGUCCCAGGGGCAUCCCUUUCAAAUGUGCCUCAUUAUAUGAUGAAUCCUACCGAGCACGCUGAACUUCAAAGCUAA
Messenger RNA from Olea europaea var. sylvestris, 621 nucleotides. RefSeq lists its product as uncharacterized. The transcript has a single exon. The record is from RefSeq and is a predicted model, not a curated record. The coding region runs from base 1 to 621 and encodes 206 amino acids. NCBI's taxonomy places the organism in Eukaryota, Viridiplantae, Streptophyta, Magnoliopsida, Lamiales, Oleaceae.